CAGACACCCGAGGUCGUUCAGGCUAAGAAGUAUGACCAGAACGAUGUUGAUAAAGUGUCACAUUUCACCCCCACUAUUUGCGUCAGUGACAGCGCCUUAAAGUUCACCAACGUCCUCUACAACCUUACUCCUGCUGAGCUGUAUGAGCAUGCUGUCAAGUACGAGAAGGGGUCGUUCAUCACGUCCACCGGCGCAUUAGCAACUCGAUCGGGAGCCAAGACUGGUCGGUCUCCAAGAGAUAAGCGUGUUGUCAAGGACGCUACUACUCAGGAUGAUCUUUGGUGGGGAAAGGGUUCCCCCAACAUCGAAAUGGACGAGCACACGUUCAUGAUUAACAGGGAAAGAGCUGUAGAUUACUUAAAUUGUUUAGACAAGAUCUUUGUGAAUGACCAAUUUCUGAACUGGGAUUCAGAAAACAAAAUUAAAGUGAGGAUUGUCUCUGCUAGGGCUUACCACUCACUGUUCAUGCACAACAUGUGCAUCCGACCCACUGAAGAAGAGCUGGAGAAUUUCGGCACUCCGGACUUCACUAUCUACAAUGCUGGCAAGUUCCCCUGCAACCGUUACACACACUACAUGACAUCCUCUACUAGCGUUGAUCUCCAUAUUGCUAGGAAGGAGAUGGUCAUUCUUGGAACCAUGUAUGCCGGUGAAAUGAAGAAGGGCCUCUUCAGUGUCAUGCAUUAUCUCAUGCCCAAGCGCCAAAUCCUCUCCCUCCACUCUGGCUGCAAUAUGGGGAAGAGUGGAGAUGUUGCCCUCUUCUUUGGUUUGUCAGGUACCGGUAAGACAACCCUUUCCACUGAUCACAACAGGUACUUGAUCGGAGAUGAUGAGCACUGCUGGAGCGACAAAGGUGUGUCGAACAUCGAAGGUGGUUGCUAUGCCAAGUGCAUUGACCUUUCCAGGGAGAAGGAGCCUGACAUUUGGAACGCCAUCAAGUUUGGCGCUGUGCUGGAAAAUGUUGUGUUCGAUGAUUAUACCCGACUGGUGAACUAUGCAGACAAAUCUGUUACAGAGAACACUCGUGCAGCCUACCCCAUCGAAUUCAUCCCCAACGCACUGAUCCCAUGUGUUGGCCCCCACCCUAAGAAUGUCAUUCUUCUGGCAUGUGAUGCAUUUGGUGUGCUCCCACCUGUGAGCAAGCUGAACCUGGCACAGACCAUGUACCACUUCAUCAGUGGCUACACUGCCCUGGUUGCUGGAACUGAAGAUGGUAUCAAGGAGCCAACGGCAACAUUCUCAGCCUGCUUUGGUGCAGCAUUUCUAAUGCUGCAUCCUACCAAGUAUGCAGCAAUGUUGGCUGAGAAGAUGCAGACGCAUGGUGCAACUGGAUGGCUGGUGAACACUGGCUGGUCUGGUGGAAGCUAUGGAUCCGGAAGCCGCAUCAAGCUAGCCUACACAAGGAAAAUCAUUGAUGCCAUCCACUCCGGCAGCCUCUUGAAGACAGAGUAUAAGAAGACCAAAGUGUUUGGACUUGAGAUUCCUAGUGAGGUUGAGGAAGUGCCCUCAGAAAUACUUGAUCCUGUGAACACUUGGUCAGACAAGAAUGCAUACAAUGAGACACUGAUGAAGUUGGCUGGCCUGUUCAAGAACAACUUUGAGACCUUCACAAAUUACCAGAUUGGCGAGGACAACAAGCUGACUGAGGAGAUACUUGCAGCUGGUCCCCACUGCUGAGACUGGACAGAGAUUUAAGAAU
Molecule: messenger RNA, 1699 nt
Organism: Prunus persica (peach)
Lineage: Eukaryota; Viridiplantae; Streptophyta; Magnoliopsida; Rosales; Rosaceae
Product: phosphoenolpyruvate carboxykinase (ATP)
Exons: 12
Coding region: 310-1677 (455 amino acids)
Biological process (GO): gluconeogenesis
Cellular component (GO): cytosol
Molecular function (GO): phosphoenolpyruvate carboxykinase (ATP) activity; ATP binding
Source: RefSeq, a predicted model, not a curated record